GUAAAUUAAACUUUGCAGUCUACUUCUUAGUAUACUUAUACUUAAUAUUUUCCUUACACGCAUAUUGGAGAUACAUAGUAUCAGAGUAAUAAUAAACAAGAUAGGUUAAAAUUUUUCCUUGUGAGUAGGAAAAAAAUCAUCAUAUUACAUAAACUAUAAUAUUAGAACUUAAGCUGUUGAAUAUAGAUUAAAUAUGGCAAGCACUUCUUCUGACCAAAGUACAAUUGCCAAAAAGACAUGGGAAAUGUCAAAUAAUAUUGAAACAAUUAGCACUGUUGAUGAGAUUUAUAGGUAUGAUCGUAAAGAACAACAAGAUAUAUUGGCUGCAAAACCAUGGGAAAAGGACCCACAUUUUUUCAAAGAUAUAAAAAUCUCUGCAUUAGCAUUAUUAAAAAUGGUUAUGCAUGCUCGUUCUGGAGGAACUUUAGAAGUAAUGGGUCUUUUGCUUGGAAAAGUUGCAGCAAAUACAAUGAUUGUUAUGGAUUCUUUUGCAUUACCUGUAGAAGGCACAGAAACAAGAGUUAACGCUCAAGCACAGGCUUAUGAGUAUAUGACAGCAUAUAUAGAAGCAGCUAAACAAGUUGGAAGACAAGAAAAUGCUAUUGGAUGGUACCAUAGUCAUCCUGGCUAUGGAUGUUGGUUAUCGGGUAUUGAUGUAUCUACACAAAUGCUCAAUCAAAAUUUUCAGGAACCAUUUGUUGCUAUUGUAAUUGAUCCUGUGAGAACAAUAUCUGCUGGCAAAGUUUGUUUGGGUGCAUUUAGAACAUAUCCAAAGGGAUAUAAACCAGCAAAUGAAGAACCAUCUGAGUAUCAAACAAUACCAUUAAAUAAGAUUGAAGAUUUUGGAGUUCACUGCAAACAAUAUUAUUCUUUAGAAGUUUCUUAUUUUAAAUCAUCAUUAGAUAGAAGAUUAUUAGAUUCUUUGUGGAAUAAAUACUGGGUGAAUACUUUAAGUUCCUCUAGUCUUCUAACAAAUGCAGAUUACACUACUGGGCAAAUAUUUGAUUUAUCGGAUAAACUUGAGCAGUCAGAGGUUGCACUUGGAAGAGGAUUUAUUUUGGGUGGAACGGAUCCUCAUGAUCGCAGUACUGUAGAAAAAUUAAUGAAAGCAACAAGAGACAGUUGUAAGACUACUAUUGAAAUUAUUCAUGGAUUAAUGGCACAAAUAAUCAAGGAUAGAUUAUUUAAUCAAGUUGGGUGUAAUCCUGUUGAAUCUCAGCAACAGUAAAACGUAUAUAUAACGUGUAAUAAUUACAAUAGUUGAAUGAUAUAAUAGAAUGAUUAUAAUUUACGUAAGUUGUAAUUAAUAUAAGGAACAUUUUUGAUUAAAAUAUAAUAAAAAAAUAA
Molecule: messenger RNA, 1347 nt
Organism: Bombus terrestris (buff-tailed bumblebee)
Lineage: Eukaryota; Metazoa; Arthropoda; Insecta; Hymenoptera; Apidae
Gene: CSN5
Product: COP9 signalosome complex subunit 5
Exons: 5
Coding region: 194-1228 (344 amino acids)
Biological process (GO): protein deneddylation
Cellular component (GO): COP9 signalosome; cytoplasm
Molecular function (GO): metallopeptidase activity; protein binding; deNEDDylase activity
Source: RefSeq, a predicted model, not a curated record